AAGUUUUAAACAAGCCUAAACAUUUCACUUCGCGAAAAAUUAGACUUACCCUCGCAUCCUUCUCUCUCUCUCUGUCUGUCUCUCCCUCCAUACACCUCUCUGACCCUCGCCGUGUGUCUUUCCAUCCUCACUCGCGUUUGUUAAAACUAGACAACUAUUGGGACUGGACAGAGUCAAGUUUUGGGGCUUUUUUUCUAGUUCUCGCUAAUUCAGCAAUUCUGUCAUUCAUUCGUUUUCUUCCUCACCUCACGCUCUUCCUCUGUAAACUACUGUCGCGAGCCGUUCGCGCGGAUACUAAGAGAGAGAGACGAACUUUGGAGCACGUGACAACAUCUGGAGCUUCAUUUAUUUAUUAAUUUAUACGCUUUUGUUUCUUUGUUUAUUUCUUUGCAUAUUUAUUUGCAACGUAUCUACUUUUUUAAAAAAAAAAGGACCUGGACAAAUAUGAAAUUGCUGGGUGACUCCUCCUCAUCGCUGCUCCUCUCGCUGCUGUUGGCUCAACUUCAUCUGUUAGCAUCUGCCUUCCCUGCCCACCACCGGCGGACCCAGACUGACUUUGACAAGCUGACCAAUCAGACCAGACACCUUCUGAAGCUGACUCAGGAUCUACUGAAAAACCCAGUGUUUGCCACAGAGAUUGAUCACCAUAGGUUCAAGUCUCUUCCAGCGAUCAGCAGCAGAGUCAGUGACCUCACCACUCUGGAGUUCAAGUCUACACUUUCUCAGCUCUAUGCAGACUUAAAGUCCUUUGAGCACCAUUUCGAGUGGCUGAACAGAACAACACGCAAGCAGCAGCACAGCUCAGUACCAAAGCUGACAGACAUGAUCUCCCACAUUAAGAGCCUCAUAAACGCCUUACAGCGUCAGAUGACCCGAGCAGAGGCUCCCCGGAUCGCCGUUCCCUCUCCCUCGCUCCCACCUAAUCCUGCUUUUCACUGGGAGGUGGUUCAGUCCUCUCAGGAACUCCUGCAGCAGUUCAGGCUCUUCUGUGACUGGGCCUCCCGAGUGUUCCUUACCUUCAAAUCCAGAUUACCAGCAUGAGGAACCUCAGAGGCAUCACAAAAAAAAAUAAAAAUUGGGCCAGGACUUGAUCGUUGGCCAGAUGGACUGGCCAUAGGGAGCACCGGGACUUUUCCCAGUGGGUUGGGUCAAUGUAUGCGAUAAUGGUUUUGAUAUUGUCAGGCCGUAACAUCUGAGUAACAGGAGGGAAGUUGAGUAUUUCAACUUGUCCUCUCACAACCGUUCACAACCUACUCUUGUUCAGUCUCUUUCCAACCGCCACGGCUUUGAACUUUUAAAUUAUAAGAAUGAGAGUAAAUCUGUUCAUAAUUAAGGCACACAAAAUUAUAAAUAUUCCGUAUGGAACCAGGAAGACAAUGACUGAUUUGAUCAUUACUACCUCUUAAAAAAUGUGGUCCAGUCCCAAGUUGUAAAUUGAGUCAUAUAAAGGGGCAUAUUAAACCAUCUGAAACCAUAUUGGAAAUGUAAAAAAAAAAAAAACUGAAUACUAUGUGUGAUGCUGUGGUGGUGGAUUAUCUGUGGUGGGUUGUGAUGGGCUGUGUAUGUCCCAGACUGAUUUGUUUUUAGUCCCAGUCCAUCCCAGUUGCGUUCUGAAGCCUGAUCAGUGAAGGAGUCUGAUCUGAAAAAAACAGUGCACUCCAGUCGACAUCCUGCUUCUGAUGCUCCAUUUAACCUUAAACCUUCCUUUGCCUUUUCUUUUUUUUUAUACAAAUUAAUUUUUCAGAACUAUUUGUUAUUUAUGUAUUUAUUUAUUUAUUGACUAGUUAUUUAUUUGAUAUUAUUUAUUUGAUUUCUUGAUAAUCGUGUCAACAUUCUUUCAUUUGCAAGUCAAGAAGCAAAAUGUACUCUCUUUCUUAUUUUCCUUUAUUCAUCUGCUUCUCCUGUACCACACACAAAACCACAUGUAUGACAGUGCCAUUUCCUGUCUUAUUAAACGGAUUGUAUUUUCA
Carassius gibelio (silver crucian carp) is the source of this 1970-nucleotide messenger RNA. RefSeq names its product interleukin 11a (gene il11a). Bases 445 to 1041 code for a protein of 198 amino acids. Gene Ontology annotation, biological process: positive regulation of MAPK cascade; positive regulation of cell population proliferation. The record is from RefSeq and is a predicted model, not a curated record. Lineage: Eukaryota; Metazoa; Chordata; Actinopteri; Cypriniformes; Cyprinidae. The transcript is spliced from 5 exons. Gene Ontology annotation, molecular function: growth factor activity; cytokine activity. Gene Ontology annotation, cellular component: cytoplasm.